Molecule: messenger RNA, 400 nt
Organism: Staurois parvus
Lineage: Eukaryota; Metazoa; Chordata; Amphibia; Anura; Ranidae
Source: the annotation of a GenBank genome assembly
UCAGUGUCUGAUGACAAAUUUCCCCGCAAAUCAUUAUCACUCAAUUCUGCAAGCAGUUCUAAUUUACUAUCGCUGUUCUUUAGCUGGUCUAAAACCGCUUUUGACCUAAAGGGACGUUUUUUGGACGCCAUGGACGUUUCUCAGUUUCCAGGCAAAAAGAAAUUAAAAAAUGCAGGCAGGGCACAGGACAAAGCACUAGGGAGAAAAUUGAUAUGAAAUGCUUUGAUACAGUAAUGUUUUACUAUGUGAUUUUAAUGUAUUAGUGAAUGUCACUUUUUAAAAUAUUUAAAUUUCCUGCUGGUUUCGCCCCCGUACAUCUCGAUGUCACAGGGAAUGGAACCCGGAAGACGGAUGCCGGCAUCGGCCGGAGGAGAUGGCCGGGGACGCUGCACGGGGUACA